UGAUAACUCGGCUGUGACGUCAUUCCGAGUUCCGACUCCCGAGGUAAACGGAAAGCAGCAUGAGAGACGGAUGCAGAGCAGCCUGUUGAGCGGAGAGACGCCGCUGUCACAUGCUGAUAACCCACGGGCUGCACAGUCGAGAGGCCGACGCCACUGGUGAUAUGGGUUUCCCAUAACAUGCUAUGAAACAGUAGGUAGUUUGACGAGAUGGUCAAAGUCAGCGGGACGAGCUGGUAGAAACACGUGCAGCCGGUGCGACUAUUACUGAAUACGGCAGAUCAAGUGAAGUAAGGACAGAAAUAUACAAAGCUGAGACCUGUGGAAGAAAACCAAGUGUGCCGGAGCGACAGAAACACGAGUACCACAACACCAUGGUUACUACAAAGGGAGCUGGGCUUAACCCCAAUGCCAAAGUGUGGCAGGAAAUCCCUGCCCAACAGAAUGAGAUCCAAGAGGGAACAGAUGAUUCUCCAUGGCUGCAGAACAACCCUUCCUCUGCUGAGAUGCCUGGAACCACGAUGGACCAGUCUGACGUGGGAUAUUUAGCCUUUGAUCCACAAGGUGAACCUGCCACAGAUUUGGAAGUCUCUAAGCUCCAACCAGUGUCGGAAGAUAGUCUGCGUGAGUCUCUGAAGAAACGGCUGGAAUUCUGCUUGUCUAGAGAGAACUUGUCCCAGGACCUGUACCUGAUAUCCCAGAUGGACAGUGAUCAGUUUGUUCCCAUCUCAACCAUUGCUUCCCUGGAGGACAUCAAAGCUCUUACCGAUGAUAUCAACUUAAUUCUGGACAUACUGAGAGCUUAUCCUUUGGUACAAGUUGAUGAAGCUGGGGAGAAGGUCCGCCCUAACCACAGUCGCUGUAUCAUUAUUCUGAGAGAAGUGCCAGACACUACCCCAGUUGAGGAAGUGGAAGCUCUUUUUAAGAGUGACAACUGUCCAAAAGUGUUGCGUGCUGAGUUUGCUCACAACAGCAACUGGUACAUCACAUUUCAGUCGGAUAUGGAUGCGCUACAGGCAUACAGAUACCUCAGAGAGGAGGUGAAAAUGUUCCAGGGGAAACCAAUUAUGGCCCGCAUUAAGGCCAUCAACACGUUCUUUGCAAAGAAUGGCUUUUGCGCCAUCGAUUCAGGAGCGUACCAGCAACAUACACAACCACAGACCCAGUGUGACUCUUCAGUCUACAUGCCUCAAGUUUACGGCCCUCAGCAGCAGUACCCUGUGUAUCCUGUGGUGUCCCCUUCCUGGAGCCCCGCCCUCGUGCCUCGCUUUGAAAUGCCAGUGGCACCUUUCCCAAGCGAUGGAUUUAUAAAUGGUUACAGCAGCCCAGGGAACUACAAGACAAACUCAAGUUUUAUCAAAGGACAUUGUCCCACAAGUAGAAACAGAAACCAAGUCAAAGGUCACCCUCGACCUGGAGAUGUCUACCCAUCUUCUUCGGCUCCAGAGACUGGGAUGGAUGUCACAUUUAGUCCUUUGAGUCCACAGGACAUUAAAUUGGGGAAGCCAUCUUUCACCACACAGAACUGGGCCUCUGUGUCCCCCCUCAAUCUGAAGGACAUUUCACUGGCCGCCAUACCCAGUGGAGAUCUGAGCCGGGCUGGGCGGGACAGAAGAAGCAUCCCCAGAGGUGUCAGAAGGAAAAAAGAAGUUGAGAAUACGACGAAAACUGUCCAUGUGACAGAGGUUAAGGCGCCUCCUCCAGAGUUUGACUUGGCAGCUUCUAGUUUUCCUCCGUUGCCAGGAGCAGUGGCCACUGCCCAGGGAGAAACUGUGACAGAAAUACGCCUUUCUGAUGUUGUACGUGGACUUAAGGUUACGACUAAGGCUCCAGUCCAAGAUGUUUCCUUGACCAAAAUGGCAAAGGACACUAAAGAAAGUACCGUAAGCAGACUUGAUGCUGAGACACCAGCUACUAAACCUGCCCCUGUUGUGCAACAGACUGCAGUACUACCAAGCUCAAGUGCUUCUCCUCCUGUAACAGAAGAGGAAAAAGCCGAGUCUUCAACGCCAAAGGGAGACCUCGCCUCGAACACGCCCGCCCCGACUCCGGCAGCUGCCGAACAUGUCCCUCCAACCUGCAGUCAAGCUGUUUCCACAGAAACGAUUUCCCCAUCUCUCCCUACUCAAGCAUCUGAGAAGGGGCUCAAAAAGCUCAGCUAUGCAGAGGUGUGCCAAAGACGUGCCAAAGACCCACUACCAGCACAGACGCCUUCUCCCUCCCCUCCCGUCUCUUCAGCCGGUCAGCCGCUGCAAGAGCUUGAGGUCAACAUGGUGGAAGAUCCUCGGCUGAAGUCCAGGCAAACUUCGGAGAAACCCAGGGAGAAAGGGCCUCCUCGGCAGUCGUCACGGACCUUUAGAGAGGCACCUGGCCGAGUCAGAGGUUCAGGCAUGAAGACGCGGGAGCAUCAGAGGGGGGCUAAUACUGGCAAAUGGUUUUCCCCGCAGCGAGGACCCAGGCACAGUGGCAAAGAACAGAACAUUCCUCCAACUUCACCAAAAUAACUAAAAAGAAAAUGUGUAUGAAAACUUUAGACGGGUGUUAAAGCAGGAGUAAGUAUAUAUAAUCUGUAAGUAGACAAAUGGAUGGACUGUCAAUCUCCUGAUAUUGUUACAGACCUGACACUGAUCAGGAAGAGUAAAUAAUCUCUAGAUGUAUUUAGAAACAUUUCAUACUUUCACUGAUACUUUAAAUUGAGUAUUGCUGAUUUGAUUAUGAGAUGGUUAUUUAGCGGGUCGAGUCCCUGGCCAGAUUGAUGUGUAGCCCUGUCACACGUCGAAGUGUCCUUGAGCAGGACACUGACCCCUGCGUUGCCCCGUACGGGAUAAACUCCCAGUAUAGAGUGUAAAGUUGAAGCACUGCUCUGUGUAUAUAAAGUGAAUGUAGUGUGAGUGUUUGUGUGGAUGGGUAAACGAGAAACCCAUCGUAAAAUGCUUUGUUGAACCUAGAGAAGGUUAAAAAGGUGCUAUACAAUUUUAAGACCAUUUAACAUAUUGAUCAGCUAUAAAAAUCAUGAUCACCUGCCUAAAAUUAAGUUGGUCGUCCUCAUGCCAAAAGAUUUCUGAUGGUGACAUUUUUCUCAACUGAUGAAAUCACAUUAUUGAACUGAAAAGGCUUCAUAAAACCAAAAACCAUUGGUCUGGUUUCUUAAUAUGGAGAAGCCCAGGAGCUACUGAGGGGUUCAAUGUCUAGUUGUGAUCUAGGUCAGAGACGCCGGUGUUCUGUGCAACAUACAGGGGCUCUGGAUAUCAUAUAUUGCACCCUCCUUUUUUUUUUUUUUUUUUUUUUUUUUUUUUUUUGAGCGGUUUUGAAAUUGGAUGAACAAAUAGAUGAUAUAACUGUAUGUUUAUGUACCUACAUGUGUUUUUGCUGCCUCAUUGUGAGCUUCUUUUUUUUGUAUAAGCACUGACCUUGUUUGGGCCAGUAGUUCUUGUCCCAGUGAGGCAGAAUGUGAUUUGUGGGACUGCGGUUCAGGUUUUAAGCUAAAGUGUGAAUUUAGAUUAGGGUUAGGAUUAUAUGGUAAUGGUUAGGGUUGAGGUUUGGUUUCAGCUAGGUUGUACAAAAUAAAUGGAGGUUUAUGCAGGAAGGUCCUAAGAAAAGUGGCUGUGUUUGUGUCCGUCUGUCUUCUAAAGAGUCGGCGGAGAAAAGUGGGAUUCUGUUUCUAUUUAAUGAUGUAUAAUCUUAACAACAGUUGAACAGUGUCAAAGAGGCACAUUAUUUUUCUCAGUCAUGUGUAUACUUCUACAUUUCUUUUAAUGUUGGAAUGUAUGAUUUAUAAAUCUGAGCAUGACAUGGAACAUUUUAAAUCUGUGGCAGAAUAAUUGGAGUGGUGCAGCAAUGCCCUUUAAAAAAAAAAAAAGAUUGGAAAGUAAAUAUUGAAAGGAGACUUUGGUUGCAUGAUUGUGAAACUUGGCUGUACAAAUUCUGCAGAUAACACUGGAAAAAUUCUGCAUUAAUGUAGUCCUUAUUUUACAUUUUUCUUUAUUUGCAGUAGUUUGCUUAGUGAAGCGAAUGUUUGAUCAGUAGUGUUACCAUUUGAAAGAAAUCCUGUAAGCACUGCAACAGUAGUGCUUGAAGGUUUGUGUCCUCAAAAGUUUAUUCCAUACCAAGCAAUCUAUUUCUUUGCAAUUGGCCUCUAAGAAAUAGACUUUUCUUUUUUUGAUCAUUCAUGUUUACCAGACAUGGCCUGUUUGCUCCAGGUCUGUCCUCAGCAUUUAUUGGAGCAAGGUGACAUCUUUGGCUUGGCCAUUCCAGAUGAUUAACUUGAUUAUUUUGCUGUUGUUUGGUGUUAACAACUUGAGUACUUUGUUGUGUUGCAAUUCUUUCCAACAUUUUCUCAAAAUGUCCUUUUUUUUUUUUUUAAUGUAUUGUUUCCAUCAAAGAUUUUGAGUUGCUGUGGCUUAGAUUCACCGGAUUGGAUAAUGAUUAAAUCCUGUUAAAGUUUCUUUUACCCCGCAUUUUAUAGCUUACACCAGAAAGUUGUGUGUUUUCCAUGUGAUCUUCAUCGUACUGCAGAGGCAGUAGUGUUUUUUUGUUUUCUUUUUAAGAGUGCAUUGUUGUUUUGCUCUUGCAAUCUUGUACUUGUGAAAAUUAGACCAUAUGGAGUCAGAAAUCACUUGUUUGGGUCAUACAUCUUCAUAAACAUGUUGAAGAUCAGACUAAUUGCUGUUAAAUAAAUACAAUUGGAAAUCUCA
Molecule: messenger RNA, 4691 nt
Organism: Cololabis saira (Pacific saury)
Lineage: Eukaryota; Metazoa; Chordata; Actinopteri; Beloniformes; Belonidae
Gene: larp4ab
Product: La ribonucleoprotein 4Ab
Exons: 15
Coding region: 372-2501 (709 amino acids)
Biological process (GO): positive regulation of translation
Cellular component (GO): cytosol; cytoplasmic stress granule
Molecular function (GO): mRNA 3'-UTR binding
Source: RefSeq, a predicted model, not a curated record